Gossypium raimondii (Peruvian cotton) is the source of this 1469-nucleotide messenger RNA. RefSeq names its product AP2/ERF and B3 domain-containing transcription factor At1g50680. The record is from RefSeq and is a predicted model, not a curated record. Gene Ontology annotation, molecular function: DNA-binding transcription factor activity; DNA binding. Lineage: Eukaryota; Viridiplantae; Streptophyta; Magnoliopsida; Malvales; Malvaceae. The coding region runs from base 5 to 1129 and encodes 374 amino acids. The transcript has a single exon. Gene Ontology annotation, biological process: regulation of DNA-templated transcription.
AGAGAUGACAUAUAAUAGAUUCGAAGUUCAAAUCAGUCCUUUAAAAUUGUUUUUUUUUUUUUGGAUUAUUUUGUUAGAUAUUAUGGAAGAAGAGAUACUAAGUGUGAUUUCAAGUGGUGAAGCAAAUACAAAUUCGGAUGUUUCAGAUUCUAUUAGCACCACUCAUCAAGCAAACAAAAGCCAAAGGUGCGGCAGUAAAGGCAAUUCGUCGCAAUUCAAAGGCGUAAUGCGACAGAAAAAUGGACAAUGGGGAGCUCAAUUAUACACUAAUCAUACCCGAAUUUGGCUAGGGACUUUCAAAACCGAAAUAGAUGCAGCCGUGGCCUACGAUAGUGCAGUGAUCAAGUUCCGCCCCGGAGACACUCAUCGGAACUUUCCACGGAACGAAAUCACAAUUGAGGAGCCCAAGUUGCUGAGCCAUUACAGUGCAGAAGCUGCCCUUAGCAUGAUAAGAGACGGUUCUUCCCAAUACAAGUUCAUGGAUUUUAUUAAGGCUCGCUCUAGAAGUAUAAAACCAAGCAUUGCUCUCAACUCAGUGGAGACUUAUAGCAAUGAAGGGCUAAUUUGCAAACAAUUGUUCCAAAAGGAGCUAACACCAAGUGAUGUUGGUAAGUUGAAUAGGCUUGUCAUCCCCAAAAAAUAUGCUGUCAAAUAUUUUCCGCCGGUUUCCUGGACCGAAAAGGAGAAUGCCGAUAUUGGCGAUCGCAAAACGAACCAUGUUGAGUUGGUUUUCUACGACAAGUUUAUGAGGAUAUGGAAGUUUCGUUAUUGCUAUUGGAAUAGCAGCCAAAGCUUUGUUUUCACCAGGGGCUGGAACCGGUUUCUGAAGGAAAAAGAGUUGAAGGCCAAUGAUGUGGUUUCGUUCUUCGUAUGCGAAUGCCGGAAGGAGAACGAAGUCCGAAGGUUCUGCAUGAUCGAUGCCAACAAAUCCGGGAACGGUGGCACGUUCGUGGCGGUAAACACCGUUCAUGUUGGAAUAGAAGUUGAUUUGCAGCUUCGGUUGGGACAUUAUUACCCCAUUGGUGAUGAAAAACAUGUCCAAGAAGAGCAAGGAUCAAUGGCGACUGCGAAGCAGAAACAAGACGACAAGACUGAGGGUUUCAAACUCUUUGGUAUGCAAAUUAACUGAAGCUGAAAUCCAUGCUCUUUUUAACUAACAGGAUUGUUAGCUGAAAUUAACGUUGCAGUAAUGUUGACUUUUUGACCCUUUUUUUUCAGAUUAUUAGCAGUUUUUUUUUUUAUUAUGGAUAUUUUGUUUUUUAGGAUGAAUUUUUGUCAUUCGUAAGAAUGAUAUCAAUCUAUGAAUUGAUCAAUGUGUCUUAAUAAGCAAAUCUAUUUGUUUUCCUUUGGACGUUAUGUUUUUCAUUACAACCUCUGCAACAAUUGUAGGCCAUUUUACACCAUAAAUUAUGAAACUCAAAUCCCUAUAGUACUAUAAAUUUACCUGAACUAAUGAUGAAAAUCCUCCC